Ceraceosorus guamensis is the source of this 974-nucleotide messenger RNA. RefSeq lists its product as hypothetical. The record is from RefSeq and is a predicted model, not a curated record. Gene Ontology annotation, molecular function: protein binding. The transcript is spliced from 3 exons. The coding region runs from base 132 to 917 and encodes 261 amino acids. NCBI's taxonomy places the organism in Eukaryota, Fungi, Basidiomycota, Exobasidiomycetes, Ceraceosorales, Ceraceosoraceae.
CUUCGAUCGAGGUUAGAAGUGCUGAUCAGAAUUCAGAAGGAUUAUAAGCUAGGACACAGCACAAGACGGUGUCAAAGACCUCAUUACGAAGGCGCUUCCCGAGAAAGCUGCAUGAAGUAUUAGACCAAGUCAUGAGGGGCUCAACAACAGCAACAGCGAUGGCAUUCAGCUUGCCUGAACUUGUCCUUGGUAUUUUGCGACAUCUGCCGCAAAGGAGCGACGUGCUCAACGCCGCCUGCGUCAAUCAGGUAUUCAGGGAUGUGGCCGUCGGCAGAAUGCUGCGCAAGACCCAAUUAAGGGCUCGCGUGACGCACAAGAAGCUGUGGAGGUAUCUGAUCGCCAACCCGGAAGGCGCAAAACUGAUCACUCGUCUAGACAUUACCCGAGGCUGGCCGGACGUGCACAGCGAUGGACAGGAGUGGGAGGCCAGAUUGGAUCCGGCCGUUGCGGAGGUCGUGCCGCUCGGCUUCGAGAGGCCGGCCGAUGAGGGCACCUUCCGAUGGCCCAAUUCAAUCCCAAGUGCGAGUGAACGAGCCGAUCACAGCGAAAAUGUCCCAGAACAAGAAGCAGCUCUGGAUGCGCAAGUGCAGGAUGUCUCUGAAGGCGAGCAUCUCCUCGUCUCUGCUCUCGGCAAUCUGACAUCACUGGAGACUUUUGUGUGGGAUUCUGCGCCGCCUUGUCAGCCUUCUGGUCCCGAAUCACGAGCAGAUGUUUGGGGCGCGCUGCGCGCAUCUUGUCCCAAUCUUCGGCGAUUGUAUGUCAACGACUACAGUGGUGGCUCGCCGUAUCAGCCGAAGCCAGCCAGACAAAGCGCAUUCGAAGAGGAGACUGCACGCUUGAAACGAAGGCAUCCCCCCAUUUGGGGUCCGCAGUUCAAAUGCCGAUUCUGCAGUUCUUUGACAACGUGUCAGGCUUGACACACUUCAGCUUCACGACCUGGGCCUUUUGGGCUGACGAGGAUGCUGUAGAAGGCU